CGCCAAUCACUGAGCAGCCGAGAGGUAGGGGCGUGGAUAAGCCAGGGAAAGUUACAACUCGCUGGAAAGAUAAUGCAGACCAGGAAGCCCCGGGCACAGCAGGGUGGAAAAGCCAGAUCCCGACUCCGCCGGAGGGGGGCCCCUUUGAGGUCCUGGGCAUCGGGUGCCAGGAUCAAAGAAACUGACUGAAACCUAGCUGAUCUGUCCAGACUAUGGCAUCCUGGGGACUCCUUGUGGCUGGCGCUUCUUUCGCGGCGUUUCGGGGACUGCACUGGGGGCUGCAGCUGCUGCCCACCCCGAAAUCUGUUCGGGACCGCUGGAUGUGGCGGAACAUUUUCGUUUCGCUGAUACACAGCCUACUCUCUGGAGUAGGGGCGCUGGUCGGGCUGUGGCUGUUUCCUCAAAUGGUCACCGACCCAAUUAAUGAUCACCCACCGUGGGCACAGGACCUAGUAGCAGUGUCAGUGGGUUAUUUCGCUGCAGAUGGAGUUGAUAUGCUGUGGAACCAGACAUUGGCUCAGGCCUGGGACCUUCUCUGUCACCAUUUGGCGGUAGUGAGCUGCCUCAGCACCGCUGUUGUGUCUGGCCACUAUGUGGGCUUCUCUAUGGUAUCCCUGCUUCUGGAGCUGAAUUCCAUCUGUUUGCAUCUACGGAAGCUACUGCUGCUAUCCCAUAAGGCCCCAUCCUUGGCCUUCAGAGUAAGCAGUUGGGCCAGCCUGGCCACCCUGGUUCUCUUCCGCCUUCUGCCUCUGGGAUGGAUGAGUCUGUGGUUGUCCCGGCAGCACUACCAGCUGUCUCUUGCUCUGGUUCUGCUUUGUGUGGCUGGGCUGGUCACCGUGGGCAGCAUAAGCAUCUCCACGGGGAUCCGAAUUCUGACCAAGGAUAUCUUGCAGUCUCGGCCCUACCCGUUUAUCCUCAUGCACAAGGAAACCAAGACAUGUGAGCCUGUUGCCAGGAACACGUCCACUCUCAGUCUGAAAGGUGUGGAGGUUUUCUCUUCUGUCAGCCCCCAGGGAGGAGGGGCUGGGAAGAGGAGAUGGUAGCCCACGGCAUAGUCUACUGUGUAGCAAGGACUAGACUGUAUCAUCAGCAUCUCAGGACCUCUUUCAGCUAACUCACUUCUCUCCCCUUCCAAGAUGCAAGAAGAAAUGUGGAUGUUAGUGGCUACAUGGGAACCUAGGCUACUGCUCACUGAAUUCCUUUGCUCCCGUGUAAGGCAAUGGGAGAGGAGGUCCUUCUAGAAUCAGAGGCCUGGCAUGGAGGGAGUAGAGCCAGAAGCAGAGAGACCUCAUUUAUGAUCAAAUGCUGGACAUGAGAUAAGAGCACAAGAAACAUAUCUGUUACCAGGAGGGAGGGGCAUGGCAGUUGCCAGUGACAGACGGAAGAAGCCAGGCCAUGGCACUUGCUACUGAUCCUUCUGAUCGAUCCCCUAGUCAGACUGCAAGUCCCAGGUUAUACCCAACCCUCCUCUACUAUGUACAGCCUUUCUAAUUCUUGUGUAUCUUCUGACCUUUUUAAAGAAAUGUGAAUUCUUCGAUGAACAUGGUGUGUCUCCUAAGGCAGCACAGGAGCCCCAAACCAUAAAAGGGACUAAAGCAUCCAGUGUGAUCACCCAGUGCUAAGCAUCCAGUGUGAUCACCCAGAGCUAAGCAUCCAGUGUGAUCACCCAGAGCUAAGCAUCCAGUGUGAUCACCCAGAGCUAAGCAUCCAGUGUGAUCACCCAGUGCUAAGCAUCCAGUGUGAUCACCAAGUGCUAAGCAUCCAGUGUGAUCACCCAGUGCUAAGCAUCCAG
Mus caroli (Ryukyu mouse) is the source of this 1792-nucleotide messenger RNA. It is a transcript of the gene Tlcd2, whose product is annotated as TLC domain containing 2. Gene Ontology annotation, cellular component: plasma membrane. Gene Ontology annotation, biological process: phospholipid homeostasis; plasma membrane organization; membrane assembly. Lineage: Eukaryota; Metazoa; Chordata; Mammalia; Rodentia; Muridae. The record is from RefSeq and is a predicted model, not a curated record.